AUGGCAUCCAUCGGCACCAGCUACUACGACGAUGAGCUAACCGCUGCUUCGCUUCAUCGCAUGUCUAAAGCCUAUACAAUCAAAUAUCUAUGGGUACUGCAGUAUCUUCUUCUAGUUAUGGCAAACGGUACGAAGAGUGGAGAUUUCCGGACCUUCCAAGAAGCAGCGUCAUUAGCCUCUCUUCUGAUCGAGGGCAUUCAAUACAGAAAGCUUCCCCCCUACGCACCAGAGUCAGACGGAGGAGACGUUGAUCUUUUGCGACGAUGGCAGAAGUGGAUUGACUUUGAGACAACUGUGCGGUAUGUGGAAUCAUCUUAUUUUGGACAAUCUGUACAUAUCUAA
Molecule: messenger RNA, 342 nt
Organism: Penicillium psychrosexuale
Lineage: Eukaryota; Fungi; Ascomycota; Eurotiomycetes; Eurotiales; Aspergillaceae
Exons: 3
Coding region: 1-342 (113 amino acids)
Source: RefSeq, a predicted model, not a curated record